Capsicum annuum is the source of this 739-nucleotide messenger RNA. Its product is annotated as copper transporter 6. NCBI's taxonomy places the organism in Eukaryota, Viridiplantae, Streptophyta, Magnoliopsida, Solanales, Solanaceae. Gene Ontology annotation, molecular function: copper ion transmembrane transporter activity. The transcript has a single exon. Gene Ontology annotation, cellular component: plasma membrane. Bases 186 to 677 code for a protein of 163 amino acids. The record is from RefSeq and is a predicted model, not a curated record. Gene Ontology annotation, biological process: copper ion transmembrane transport; intracellular copper ion homeostasis.
AGAAAAAGAUGGGAAGUUAUACUUUUCUUCUUGUCCUAAACAAACAAACAUUUAUUACUGAAAUGUACUGUCAAUGUCCCCUUAUCUAGAAAAAUGCAACAUACACACACCCCUCCAUCACACAUUAUUUCACUCUUCAACCUCCCCAAAAAAAACUCAACACAGACAGAAGAGGUCAAAAAUCAAUGAACAAGCCUUCUUCUAGUCAUAUGUCUGGAGCAAGCACUAUGGAUAUGUCGGCAGCUCCGCCGAUGCCAGCUACUACAAACAAUCAUGGCAAUCCAAUGAUGCACAUGACGUUUUUCUGGGGUAAAAACGCCGAAAUUCUCUUCUCAGGUUGGCCUGGAUACAAUAACAACAUCGGUAUGUAUAUUUUAGCACUCUUUGUAAUAUUUACGAUUGGUUUCGCCAUCGAGUGGCUCUCUCAUACUGAUUACAUAUCGAGGAGUGAGAACAACGUGACAGCAGGGUUGAUUCAGACUGUGUUGUAUGGAGUGAGAAUCGGGUGUGCGUACCUCGUCAUGCUGGCUGUUAUGUCAUUCAAUGGAGGUAUUUUUGUUGCAGCAAUUGUUGGACAUACGUUAGGUUUUUUGGUUUUUGGAAGUAAGGUUUUUAAGAAAUCUACACCGUUGAUGGCUUAUGCUAAAGCAUCUGAGCUUCCUGCUUGUAAUUGUUGAUAUAAUGAAAAUUGAAAUAAAGAUAUUUAAUAGAUAUUUUAAUGUUGGAAAUUGAAUGGUAA